AUGGAUUUCGGGCCGGCAUGCUUAUCGGGUACCUGCCCUAUACCCGAUAGGGAAGAUGGGUUUUCUCUAGAAUCGUGUUAUUCCGAGGGCUCACAAGAUUUCUACAAUCUGGACCCGCUGGUGUCCGAUUCCAAGCUCGGCAUGCCCGCUUCCACUAUCUACCCGUUCGGAGCUCCGACCAACGGUUGCAUGUCCAAUUUUGACAUCGAGCUGCCUAAGAUCUUUGCCGAAGAUCACAGAAAUGGGCCAGCGGAGAAAUUCCAAACCAGGGGCCUUAUGGAUUAUCCGCCGAUCGCCGUUGCCGAUCAGAUGGAGCAAAAUCCCAACUAUGCAUUGGAUUUUCAAUACAUGGACCCGAUUAACUUUGUGGUGCCCGAUGAGAUUUCUUGCGUAACAGGCGAUAAUGGAAUUUAUGGGGAGGUUGGUGUGGAUAGAAAGAGCAUGCAGAUGAGAAGCAACGGUAGAAAUCAAUACAAACGGCAUGUCAUUAAAGGACAAUGGUCAUUGGAAGAAGAUAGAUUAUUAAUAUUUUUGGUUGAGAAAUUUGGGCUGAAGAAAUGGGCUGAUAUUGCUAAGAUCUUAAAAGGGAGAAUUGGAAAGCAAUGCAGAGAAAGAUGGCAAAAUCACUUGAGGCCUAACAUCAAGAAAGAGAACUGGACUGAGGAAGAAGACGUGAUUUUAAUAGAAGCACAUCAAGUGAUAGGAAACAAGUGGGCCGAAAUUGCGAAGAGACUACCAAGAAGAACCGAAAACUCCAUUAAAAACCAUUGGAAUGCAACGAAAAGAAGACAAUUUGCACACCGAAGGUCCCGCAGCUCCAGAUACUCAAAACCAAGCAUGCUUCUCCAGAGCUACAUCGAGACCGUAAUCGCAUCGAAACCAUCUGAUGCCGCUACGAGUAAGGAAAAUCCACAACCCCAGAACAAUGACUUGUGCCAUGAUGAUCGGGUGGUCCCAAACAAUGACCUUGAUGAUAUUGUGAAUUUACCAAUUAGACCUGAUUCAUUGAUGGAUAGAUGUGGAGGCAUCGGUGGGCCACUCUUUGAUGACAUGUCAACGACUGGGAUUAUGCCUUGUGGAGCUGAUGUGGGUGGUGACAGUUGCAUGGGGAUAGAAGUGGCAUUAGACGUGGGGUAUAACAGUCUCAUGCAAUGCGAGAAUGGGAAGAGGGAGAUGGAUUUGGUAGAGAUGAUUUCUCAGACCAAUAACAAAAUCAAGAUGAGAGAGAGCUGA
Magnolia sinica is the source of this 1233-nucleotide messenger RNA. RefSeq names its product transcription factor MYB98-like. Gene Ontology annotation, biological process: regulation of DNA-templated transcription. The coding region runs from base 1 to 1233 and encodes 410 amino acids. The record is from RefSeq and is a predicted model, not a curated record. Gene Ontology annotation, molecular function: DNA-binding transcription factor activity, RNA polymerase II-specific; RNA polymerase II cis-regulatory region sequence-specific DNA binding. NCBI's taxonomy places the organism in Eukaryota, Viridiplantae, Streptophyta, Magnoliopsida, Magnoliales, Magnoliaceae. The transcript has 3 exons. Gene Ontology annotation, cellular component: nucleus.